Xiphophorus maculatus (southern platyfish) is the source of this 563-nucleotide messenger RNA. RefSeq names its product family with sequence similarity 19 member A4, C-C motif chemokine like (gene tafa4b). NCBI's taxonomy places the organism in Eukaryota, Metazoa, Chordata, Actinopteri, Cyprinodontiformes, Poeciliidae. The record is from RefSeq and is a predicted model, not a curated record. The transcript has 5 exons. The coding region runs from base 83 to 490 and encodes 135 amino acids. Gene Ontology annotation, molecular function: receptor ligand activity.
AAGAGGAGGAGAUCCGAGGUGCGAGUGAACGCCGCCAUGAGCUUCACGCCGUGAGGACCUGGCCAGACAGACGACAGACAGGAUGAAGCUGAGGGGAAGGUCAGCUUGGCCUUGGCAGGUGGCCUUCCUUGUUGCCUUGGUGAUGCUCUGGGUUGACCCCGUGUCCGCCGGCAGCCGUAAUCAUCGGGGACCAACAGUGUCCUAUCAGGUGAAGCAGGGCACCUGUGAGGUGGUGGCCAUCCAUCGCUGCUGCAACAAGAACAAGAUUGAGGAGCGAUCUCAAACCGUCAAGUGCUCCUGCUUCCCGGGGCAGGUUGCUGGGACGACCAGAGCCAGACCCUCCUGCGUGGAAGCCUCUAUUGUCGCCCAGAAGUGGUGGUGCCACAUGCAGCCCUGCAUGGACGGAGAGGAGUGCAAAGUCCUGCCCGACCUGACAGGCUGGUCAUGCAGCACCGGCAACAAAGUCAAAACCACCAAGGUUACACGAUAGCGAGAGAGCCGCCGAGGCAAAAGGAAACCCGAAGCGCUCCAUGUGGAGACGGCGGAUGACUCACGCAUUCACA